Ramularia collo-cygni is the source of this 1356-nucleotide messenger RNA. RefSeq lists its product as uncharacterized. The record is from RefSeq and is a predicted model, not a curated record. The coding region runs from base 1 to 1356 and encodes 451 amino acids. The transcript has a single exon. NCBI's taxonomy places the organism in Eukaryota, Fungi, Ascomycota, Dothideomycetes, Mycosphaerellales, Mycosphaerellaceae.
AUGUCGAGCCUCGCAUCCUUGAAAUGCACCAACACCAACUGCAGCUUCGAGACGGCGGAUCCAGCCGCGCUCGCAACGCAUCUAACGCAGUCAAGCACCAAUGGCGAUCGCUGGGUAUGCCAGGGCAAAACCUGCACGGCGAUGUUCUGCGGUACCGCAGCAAUGGAUGGCGAUGGUGGCCAUCAUUACACCUGUCAGUCAUUCCUGGACUUCCGCACGGCGCGCAAGUAUGGGUUUUUCCUCACCAGAGGCAAGACACUGGAGUUGAUGAGUCGACGCACUGCUGCCCAAAUGAAUGGGACAGUACCACUCGGCCCACAACCAGGAUUCUCGAAGCCAACUGCAAAGUCUGCGAGAAAGAGGAAGAUCGUCAAGAAGRGCGUUGAGCCGAAGAAGAAGACUGCUGAACCGCGCAAGAGACAAGCGACCGACCGGCUAGACGGAGCUUCCAAGCGUCGCAAGGAUGAAGACAAGGAGCAGGCUCAGGCUGGACCCAGAGACGGCAACAAUAACGAAGAUGAUACACGCGAUGAACUUGUGAACCCACUGACCGGGAUCACAAAGGUCGGACAAACCAAGACCAAUCAUCGCUUCAGCACCACCACGAUCGAUGAAGCAUACACCGCGCCAGCAUGUUACGGUUGUACACACUGCAGCGUCGAAUUCCCAACAUACGAAGCCGCAGAAGUACACACAGUGUACUCCAACGAUGUCAAGCUACGCCGAGAGUGCCUUGGCUGUAAGCAGGGCUUCUGUUUCGACAAGGCGGAGUUCUUGAUGCACAUUGAUGUGUGCGCGGCCAUGAAAGACUGGAUGCAGAACAACAAUAUUGCUUGGAAUCGCAUUCACGACAGGGACAUCAUGGACCAGGCGGACAAGACAGAGGAACGCCGCACCUGGCCUGCUCGAAACGACACACGAUACAUCAAGAAGAGUGAGCGCGCAGCUAAUCAGAACGCUGCCGCUCCAAACUUCAUGACUAUCGGCGCGAGGGUGACCGCCAAGAAGGUCUCCUCCAACCAGUCGUCCGCAUUGCAUCAGUUGGCUCAUCCGGCUACUCAAGUCACCAGCACGAACGAGGAGCGCACCUACAAUGGUGUCGCUGAGGGCGAGGAUCUGGUGGAGCAAGAUCGCCGCCAUGUUGGCCUUGUACGUCACUCCGCAACACGCAACCCAGUUCCCGCCACCCCACUGCCAGCGAAUGUGGGCCAAGACGACUGCAACAAAGCCAGCAGUAUCGAAGCUGGAGGAGAGAAUGAGAGCGUCAGCAAGGAACAGAACUGGGCCAUGGCGCAGAACCGCAACCUGGGAGGCAAGGCUAGGUUGGACGCACUGUGGAAAGUGCUUCCGCAUUAG